Messenger RNA from Corticium candelabrum, 1786 nucleotides. Its product is annotated as protein Lines homolog 1-like. NCBI's taxonomy places the organism in Eukaryota, Metazoa, Porifera, Homoscleromorpha, Homosclerophorida, Plakinidae. The record is from RefSeq and is a predicted model, not a curated record. The transcript is spliced from 7 exons. Bases 5 to 1786 code for a protein of 593 amino acids.
CCGAAUGGCGCACAGAAGUGGCGACGUUGCGACAUUGUUAGACUGUUGGGAGUGUAUUAAACAAAAAGGCCAUCUUAGUAGACAGCAACUGGACGUUUUGACUGCGAGAGUUGAGAAUGAAGUGUCUGGUAAUGAUAUUUGUGCUGUGAAGCUGUCGGCUAUCACUCAACUGUUCAAAUCGGCGACGAGAGUUGAUGGUUUGGGAAUGAGGAGUUCGUGUUGCUAUCUUUUAGUGAAUACUCCUCUUGUUGAAUGUUUGUUGGGGUGUAUAUCAAGCAAUAGCAAGUUGAUCGCUUUCUUGGCUUGUAAGGCAUUUGUUGCUGUGGUCACUAGCAAUGUGAUGGAAGACUCCGCUAGAUGCCAAUGGGGUGAUAGUUUAUGUCAGAAGAUUAUUGAAUCUCCGGCAUUGUUGCAGAGGUCUCCAUCAUAUGACUGCAAGACAAUGGUGUUUGGAUUGGAAUCACUCAGACUUUUAGUGAAACAUUGGAGAGUUGCUAUGACAGACAGAAAGGAAACUUCUGAGCCAAUGCAAGGUAGCUUCAUAGCUGGAUGUAUCCAAAGUCGUUUUCUUCCAUUGAUAGACGUCGCGUUUGAAGUACACUUACAAUUAUCCAGCAUACGUAGUAUCCCACAAUGUGUGUAUCUUGCCGUCUGUGAUGACGUUGGGUCGUUCUUGGCUUUCCACAGAGAAACACUUCUCUUUACCGCUCCCGUCUGUCUCAAUAAUGCAACCACAUUUCCAUCUGGAUCCCACACUGAUGUGUCAGCAUUAGCACACCUCAGAGAGACAAGCAUGGCAUUGAUUCCAAGAUGGGUUAGCCUACUAGAUAAUGCUAGUUAUCCAAGUCGAGUAAAACGACAAAUACUGGAACUCGUUUCGUGUUCACUGCCGACCGAAUUGCUGUGCUCUUCGAUUCCUAUUUCAUCCUCGCUGGCUGAUGUUGUACGAUACUGUCUGCAGUCGGACAGUUACAGCGAGUUUUGUUCACUUGUUUUGCAAGGUGUGCAGUUGUUGGUGUCGCGUGAGAGUUCCGAUAUCUCGUCGUUUGUGGUCAAUGCUAUGAGAUCGGAAGACGAGUCACUCUGUGUCCAGGCAUUCAUGUUGGUGUCACUGAAGCUGGCUGUGGGAUUCUUGAAAGCUAUUGAAACAGACUUGAUUGCUGAUGACUUGUGGCAGUGUCUAAAUGACUGCAUCCUGAAACCUAUUGUACAUUCAACCAUUGGUCCACUCAGUUUCAUAGAUAUCGUAUUCUCAUUGUUUGGAUUUCAGGAUGACCUUCUAAUUGACGUUCUUUGGCUGCACAUGGAAGGCUGCAAUCAACUGAAAAAGCUCAGCAGAGUGCCAGAGGAGCUACAACAAAUAUUAACAAAUCAUAUUCCCAGAUCACAUCAUAUGUUCAGUCGUCUAGUCAAAUUUCUGCGGUUCGAUCACAGUGUCCUCCUUGACUUCCUAAUAUCUUCAGAAACUCGAUUUCUGGAUUACUUUACUCACUAUCUGAAAAUGCUCAUACAAAACUGGAAUGCUUUUCGAUCUCCUCACAGAAAGUUGGAAAUUUUGUCGCAAAGCAGAGAAGUUGAGGCAGACGCUGGAGUUAGUGAUGUUGACAGUGAAGCUACAACGAGCGACUGUGUUGACUCUGUAAUGACCGUAUUGAUUCGAUUACGUUUGGCUAUGGAGCGGCUUCAAUGUCAGGGUCUGUUUCCGUAUAACGCAGCGCCUCUUCUCGCGUUGCUCGAGCGAGUGGAAGAGUGUUACGAAAAUGAUACGGAUACCACAGAGUUAUGA